Molecule: messenger RNA, 3234 nt
Organism: Vicia villosa (hairy vetch)
Lineage: Eukaryota; Viridiplantae; Streptophyta; Magnoliopsida; Fabales; Fabaceae
Exons: 3
Coding region: 1-3234 (1077 amino acids)
Molecular function (GO): zinc ion binding
Source: RefSeq, a predicted model, not a curated record
AUGAUUACGUUUAAAGUAGUGUUUUAUAUAAAAGGUUGUUUCGUGAAAGACCCAGAGAUUAGAUACGAAGGUGGGACUGUAAUUGGGUUUAACAACCAAGACAUAGAUUAUUGGUCGUUUUAUGAAGCACGUGACUUAGUGAAAACCAUUGAACCUGACUUUGAUGAAAAAACUGUUAAGAUGUGGUGGAAACCUGGAAAUGGUAGUUUUGAAGAAGACAUGUUGCCAUUUAGGGAUGACUCAGAUGCUGCUGAGUUAGUGAUGUUUGUUGUUGGAAAUAACUGUGAUGCUGAGAUAUUUUGUGAACCACAACCUGAAGAAGGUGGUAGUACCUUUAUGGAUAGGAUUAGGGAGAAGGGGAAGGGCAAAGCAGAAAAUGAGAAUAAUAGUGAGGAUGAAUCAAGUGAUGAAUCAGUAAGGGAUGUGCAUUUUGAUGAUAGUGAGGAGGAAAGAAUGAAGGGUUUUGCUGAAGAAAUGGAUGAUGUGGUGAAUGGAAAUUCUGCUGAGCAUAUAAAUCAAGAAAAUGGGGAAGCAAAUCCUGGUGCAGCAAGUCAACAAGUUAACAAAAUUAGUAUCACAGAAGAAAUGGGGAAGCAACAUGUCAUUGAAGAUGAAUACAUGACAGAUGAGUUGGAUAGUGGGGCUGAGGAUGAUAGUUCUGAUGAAAGGACAUGUGUUAUAAGGUUCAAUGAGGAAGAUAAACUGAGCAAGGAUUAUGUCUUCAAAGUAGGAAUGGAAUUUCGUUCAUUGAGACAGUUUAAGGAUGCCAUACUUGAGCAUAAUGUGCUAAAUGGAAGAGAUGUGAAGUUUGAGAAGAAUGAUUCUAAUAGAUGCAGGGUUGUUUGCAAGGACAAGAAAAAGUGUAAUUAUACAGUAUUGUGUAGUAGGGUGUUAACAUCCACAACUUUUAGGAUAAAGACACUAUUUGCAAAACAUAAGUGUGGGAGAAAGUUUUUUAACAAAAGUGCUAAGGCAGAAUGGGUUGCUAAGGUUAUUGUAGAUGGUUUGAAGAACAACACUAAGAUGAAACUGAAUGAGGUAGUUGCUGAUAUUAGACAAAGGUAUUCCACUGAAAUUCCAGGGUGCAGGGCAUUUAGGGCAAGACAAAUUGCAAGACAAAUAGUUGAGGGGGAUUCAAGCAAACAAUUUAGUAUGUUGUGGUCUUAUGGUGCUGAGUUGAGAAGGGCUUCAGCAGGCAAUACAUUCAAAAUCAACACUACUUCAUUUGCCCCAGGAUUGAAGCCUAGGUUUGAGAGGUGUUACAUAUCCUUUGAUGGGACCAAGAAAGCAUUGAUAAAGGCAUGCAGGCCCUUUAUUGGAUUGGAUGGAUGCCAUUUGAAACACAAAUAUGGUGGUAUUUUACUCAUUGCAGUGGGCAGAGAUCCAAAUGACCAAUAUCUUCCUGUUGCUUUUGCUGUAGUUGAGAGUGAAACAAAAGACUCUUGGAGCUGGUUUAUGAAGUUACUUAUUGAAGAUAUUGGAGAUGGCAGAUGGUGUUUCAUAUCUGAUCAACAGAAGGGACUGGUGCAAGUGUUUGAAGAGGAGUAUCCAGCUUAUGAGCACAGAUUUUGUCUAAGACAUUUAUAUGCAAACUUCAAAAAAAAGUUUGGUGGAGGAACUUUGUACAGGGAUCUCAUGAUGGCAGCUGCCAAGGCUACCUAUUUUGAGGCACAUGAAGCAAAGAUGCUUAUGAUCAAGGAGGCCAAAUUGGAAGCUUAUGAGUGGUUGGAGGCAAUUCCCAAGAACAAAUGGUGUAAGCAUGCUUUCCCUUUUUUCUCAAAGUGUGAUGUGUUAAUGAACAAUUUGAGUGAGUCUUUUAAUGCAACCAUUUUAUUGCAAAGGGACAAGCCAAUUAUUACAAUGCUUGAGUGGAUUAGGAAUUCUUUAAUGGGGAGGUUUGCAACCCUUAGAGAAAAAGUAGAUGGAUACAAUGGUCAAAUAAUGUCUAAACCAUUAAAGAGAUUAGAUAGAGAGAUUAAGAAGAGUGCUAGUUGGACAACAACAUAUGCUGGUAGGUAUUCAUUUCAAGUUACCCAUGUACUCUUUACUGACAGCUUUGUAGUUGACCUUGAGAAACAUACAUGUAGUUGUAACUUUUGGGAAAUAGUUGGGAUACCAUGUAGACAUGCAGUGGCAGCCAUAUAUAGGAAGGUGGAUGACCCAGUGAGUUAUGUAAACAAGUGCUAUCACAAGAGUACCUAUGAGGCAUGCUAUAAUGAAGUCAUCACCCCUUUGAAUGGCCAGAACAAAUGGCCCAAAACAACUCAACCUGAUAUGUUUCCACCACUGUACAAACGUGGUGCAGGGAGGCCCAAAAAACUACGUAGGAGAGAAGCUGAUGAGGUUAAUCAGAAUAAAUGGCAGAGAACUAAUACUAGUCAUAGAUGCAAAGUUUGUUUUGAACUAGGUCACAACAAAAGGACUUGCAAGAAAAACAAGCAAAUUGUUGCCAUAGGUGUCCCAACAAAUGUACCAAUUGAAGAGGGUCCAACAAGUGGUGUCCAAGCAAAUGUGCAAAAUGAAGAAGUUCCAACUAAUAAUGUGACAACUACUGAGGAUGUGCCUACACAGGCCAGUCAAACUGCCCAAGCAAAUGUGGCAGCAAAAAAAGAGCAUAAGGCUAAGGGCAAAGCUUCAAAAAAUGCCAAGUCUAGAACAAGUGGUACAACACAACCAUCAAACUCUUCACCUGUUGAUAAGUAUUAUGAAUGGGAUGCUGAAACACUAGAAGCCUUGCUGGAUUGGGAUGAUAUUUUGGACAUUAGGCCUUUGAGUGUGGAUUCUUCACCCAUCAAGAAAAAGGAUGCUCAGCCAACAAAGGAUAAAGAACCAGUUGUUGCUGCCAAGGAUUCUGGACCAUCUACUGCAACUACUGCUACAAAGGCCAGGGAUGGACCCAAAAUUUUCUUUGGCCCAGCUCCAAAAAAGCCAAAGAACAAACCACUCAAACAACAUGUAGGUGCAUCAUCUGUUGGACAGGUUCCUCCUAAACCACCUACAACAUCUUCAGCACAAGUGCAGCCCAAAGCAAAAAAAAGUAAAAGUGAUAUGGAUGUGGCAAAAAGGCAAAGUGAUAGACCCAGAAGCCUCAAGUCAAAGGCUAUUCCAGGGCCAGGGAAAAAACCAGAUGAUCCAUUGGUGAUCGUUGAGGAGGAUGAAGCAACAGAGGAUUCAACAAGUGGUGUCCCCAAGAUGAAGAAAUGGGAUGACAUCUACAAAGGCUUAACUCAGUGA